This is a messenger RNA of Linum trigynum, 1845 nucleotides long. The record is from the annotation of a GenBank genome assembly. Lineage: Eukaryota; Viridiplantae; Streptophyta; Magnoliopsida; Malpighiales; Linaceae.
GGGAACCGGCCCAAAUUCACAAGCAAACUGCUAGAUUUGACCAUUCAGGUAGAUCCAAGUGUCAGAAACAAACCAUAAAUACUCUUCUCCCUCAAAGGAGUCCGCUCCGAUUUCCUGCUCAAGCUCUCCCACUCAAGCUCGCUGCUGGACCUCCCCGAAUCUAUCUGCCUCGGAAUUCUUGCUCGCUGCUCGACCUCCCCGAAUCUAUCUACCUCAGAAUUCUUGCUCUCCUGAACCAUACCAGGUUAGAAACGGAACUUAUGCUUCUGUACCGUUUCUUCCCUUCGAUUCUCUCUUAGUUUAGUUCUAAACCUUAGAGAAAUUCUUCCAUGAGUUUUGGUAUUCCUGGUUCCUGCAAGAUUUUCCCCGUCGAAUGCUUUAGUUUCCUAUUUCGUUUGUAUUCAAUUCAGUAGGAUAAUAGAGAUGGUGAGUUCUUGAUCAUCCUUCCUGCCGAUCUCCUCAACCCUGAGGAAUCGUAUGGUGAGUUCUUGAUCAUCCUUCCCGCCGAUCUCCUCAACCCUGACGAAUCGUCCAACGGGUUUCCUAUUUAGGUUUCUUUCUUCGUUGUUUUCCAGUUAGGUUUACGUUUCUGCUGUUAAUUCAUUUUCUUCUUGCCCCUGAAUCAGAAUGGAUUGCUUGAUUUCCUAUAUAGAUUUCUUUCUCUGUUCUUCUUCAUUUAGGGUUAUCUUUUUGCGGUUAAUUCACUUGCUUCCUGCCCCUGGAUAGAAUGGAGGACACCGAUGAUUGGGUUGAUCCAAUUGUGGAUCGGACACUCCUGCUCGUUGGGGAAUCUGUGAGCGGCAAGAGCUCUCUCGGUAACAGUAUUCUCGGUCAAGAGUGUUUCGCCUACAAGAAUCAGUGCGGGUCGGUCACCACAUGUUGCGAAAUCAAGGAAGCAUAUCUGUCUACCCUUUGAUGCCAGAUAAUUGACACCCCUGGUGUUGUUCUGGAGUGGAAGAUGCACUAAAAGAGAUUGGCACGGCCUGCUUUCAGGUCAAACGUGGUGUCCGUGGGAAAGAGACUGGAGGAGGCAGGCAUAGUUGAUAUGCUAGAGAGGUUGUUUGGACCGAAGAUAAUGGAGUAUGUAAUUGUGGUGUUCGCGGGAGGAGAUCUGUUGGAAAAAGAGGGUCGAAGUUUGGAUGACUAUCUCGGACGGGAUUCUACUGAACUACAGAAAAUUCUCACACGCUGUGGUGGUCGAAAGGUGCUCUUCGACAAUAAGACUGCCGAUAAGGUUAAGCAAUGUGUCCAAGUGCAGCAGCUUCUUGAUAUGGUUAGCAGACUAGAGGUGCAACCUUACACGUUCAGCAUAAUGUUUGAUGAACUCCACUUGCAGAAUCGAAGUCCAACCAUAGGAGACUUGUCCCCUGAAACAGAAAAGGUGAAUGCUCUAAUGGAUCAAGCAUAUCAGGGGAUACCUCUUACUACUGCUGCUUCUUAUGCUCACUUACUCGAUCAAAACUCCCAAAUAUUUUUGUGAAUCGUGUCCUUCAGGUGGACAAGAAGCUACAAGAGAUUAUGGUGAAGUUUGAGAAGGAAAUAACGAGUGAAGUUGAAGCACGGAAGAAGCUGCAAUUUGAAAUACAAAAAUCAAUAGCAGACUCGAAUGAAGCUGUGCGUCUACUGCAUCUCAAGGUUGACACAGUUGUUGAUGAAAUCAAGGAGAUCCAGACUCGAAUAGCAGACGCGAAUGAAGCUGUGCGUCUAUCUUUUGCAGCCAUGCAUGGCUAUGAGACAUCUCAUUAAUUACAUGAUUGAUUUCAUGUGUUCCCCUAUGACACUUGUAUUUGCCUUGUGUUCACCCUCUCUAUUAUUUUUAUUUACAAAUACAGUUCACCCUCCCAU